AUCAGCCGGCCAAAGUAAAUUACAAGAAAAGAAGCUCCCUUGUGCAACUCCCUCCCUAAUGCGUGAGAACCCAAGAAAGAAGCUUUUUUUGGCUUCAGGCAGUCCACCGUGCCUCUCUCUACGCCACCACCGCCCCGGGAAUUCAAGAAUCAGUUAUCUGAGGAUUUUAAAUCAUUUUCUUGAAAGGUGCAGUACAGCAGUAACUUGGGAGAUUUUGACAACAACAUAAAGUGCUAUUUGCAAUAGUAACUGCCAAUGAUUGUCUCUGCACUUCUAACUUCGGUUGGAAUAAAUUUUGGACUUUGUGUUUUAUUCUUUGCUUUGUACUCUAUUCUAAGAAAACAACCGGUGAACUAUAAUAUUUAUGUUCCCCGCUUGGUUGCGGAGGAUAAAUCUCGAACCAGUUAUUUCAAUAUUGGAAGGCUUUUACCUACUCCCGAAUGGAUGGGACGUGCAUGGAAGCCUACUGAAGAUGAAAUACUGUCUUCUUCAGGCUUGGAUGCCGUGGUAUUCAUGCGCAUCAUCACCUUCAGUUUAAAGGUAUUUACUCUUGCUGGAAUCAUUGGAGUCUUCAUUCUUCUUCCAGUUAAUUGCACAGGGGAUCAGCUACAAGAUAUAAAUUUCGCAAAUUUGACAAGCAAUUCUUUGGAUGUUUUUACCAUCUCAAAUGUAAAUAAUGGUUCCAAAAGGCUAUGGAUACACUUCUGUGCAGUUUAUGUCCUCACCAUUUUUAUCUGUUAUCUUCUUUACUAUGAAUACAAGUACAUAUCUUCAAAAAGGAUUGCUUAUUUUGAUUCGUCCAAACCUCAGCCACAUCAAUUUACUAUUUUGGUCCACAGUAUCCCUGUCUCUGCUGGCGGCAGUAUUAGCAACAAUGUUCAGAGCUUUUUCAUGGAAUACCAUCCUACUACAUAUUUAUCACAUCUGGUGGUUCAGAAAACAUAUAUAUUUAGCAAUCUCGCUAUGCGAAAGGAAGUUCAAGCUGCCUUUGUCUCUUUCAAGUCUCGAUAUGGUGCUGCCAUGGCCCUACAUCUGCAACAAUCAGACGAUCCCACUGAGUGGGUAACUGAGCAAGCACCAGAACCCCACGAUGUCUACUGGCCUUUCUUCUCUUCAUCGUUCAUGCUAAAAUGGAUCUUGAAUCUUGUUGUCAUUGUUGCAUACGUUCUUCUUACAAUUUUGUUCUUCAUCCCCGUGUUGAUUGUGCAAGGUCUAAAUAACCUGUCUCAGUUAGAAGUCUUGUUUCCAUUCCUGACGAGCAUCCUGAAAAUAACUUUUGUCAGUCAAGUUGUCACAGGAUACCUUCCCAACCUGCUUCUUCAGUUGUUUCUGAAAAUGACACCUCCUGUCAUGAAGUUUUUAUCUUCGAUUCAAGGAUUUCCCUCCCCAAAUUUUAACUGUCUGAUAAUCACAUCUCAUAUCAUCAUCAUCAUUGUCGUCAUCAUCAUAUACUUGGUUAUUAUUUCUGUGCAGGCAUCUUUCUUCAUUGCCUAUGUUGUCACAUCAGGAUGGGCGAGUACUUCAUCAGAACUAUUCCGCCUCAUCCCACUUAUUUGGAGCCUACUAAGAAAGCCUUUUUCUGAACCUACAACUGACGAAUUUGAAGCUCCAAGUUUUUCUUACCAUUGGGACAUUCCGAGGGUUCUGUUUUUCUGUCUACUUGGAAUAAUAUACUUCUUUCUUGCUCCUCUAAUCUUGCCAUUUUUACUGGUUUACUUCUGUCUUGGAUAUAUCAUCUACCGUAAUCAGUUUAUCAAUGUUUAUGCACCCAAGUACGAGACUGGUGGAAAGUACUGGCCUAUUGUGCACAAUUCAAUAAUCUUCUCCCUUGUACUGAUGCAUGCUCUUGCUGUGGGAAUUUUCACACUAAAAAGGCUUUCUCUAGCAUCAAGCUUGAUGUUUCCUCUUCCAGUUAUGACGCUUCUCUUCAAUGCAUAUUGCAGGAAGCGCUUUCUACCCAUUUUUACCGCCUUCUCUGCUCAGAGGUUAAUUAAAAAGGACAUAGAUGACAGCAGUGAUCCCGAAUUAAUGGCCGAGUUUUUCAGUAAAUUGGUCAUUGCAUAUCAAGAACCUGCUUCGUCGCCAUUGGAUCAUUCUACCAACUGUGACAGCGAAACAUAUCCUCUUCUCUCGCCGACUCAAUUUUGAAGCUUAUCAGGUAUAUAAUAUAUAUGAUUGUGCAUAUCUUGUAUAGAUUCGUAUAUUUGGACGCAAUCUUUGUAAUGAAGUAAGUCAAUAACGGUCAGCAAUUAGUCUCUCAAUAGUAAGCAUCAGCCACUAGAUCAAUUUCGGAAAAUUAUUGACACAAUGUUUCCAUAUCCUUGUAUAUACUCAGUUUUCCACACGGUUAUGAAUUAGCAGUUUUUAAUCCUUCUGACCCUGUUCUUGAUCUAAUAUGGAGAUAGGGUAUGUUUGUUAUGCCUCUCAUGACUCGUUUAGGAAUGAUCAAUUCAUGAGGGAGGUUGGAGUAUCACAAGAAGGACUGUAACGAUUCCCAGGAUUUGGAGUAACGAAGGUGUAUUUGGGGUCACACAUUGUGUGUCAGAUCCAACCUGGUCAUUGAUUUAGCCAAAGUACCAUAUUAUGGAGUCAAGCUCGAACAACCAUAAUCGAGGAACAUGGUCCUUCUAUGUUUUAGGGAAGUCGAGGUUUAGAACAACUGGAGGCGACUUUCAUUUAACAAAGGCAGAUAAUUAGAAACUUGUGUAGAUACACUGCCUCCAACAGCAUUUUUCUUUGUAAUUUACCUGGAAAAUGGAAAAAAGAUAAUCUUUAAUCA
This is a messenger RNA of Olea europaea var. sylvestris, 2779 nucleotides long. Its product is annotated as CSC1-like protein At1g69450. Bases 256 to 2148 code for a protein of 630 amino acids. The record is from RefSeq and is a predicted model, not a curated record. The transcript is spliced from 10 exons. Gene Ontology annotation, molecular function: calcium-activated cation channel activity. Gene Ontology annotation, cellular component: plasma membrane. NCBI's taxonomy places the organism in Eukaryota, Viridiplantae, Streptophyta, Magnoliopsida, Lamiales, Oleaceae.